Molecule: messenger RNA, 1073 nt
Organism: Daldinia decipiens
Lineage: Eukaryota; Fungi; Ascomycota; Sordariomycetes; Xylariales; Hypoxylaceae
Product: oxidoreductase
Exons: 3
Coding region: 1-1056 (351 amino acids)
Molecular function (GO): dioxygenase activity
Source: RefSeq, a predicted model, not a curated record
AUGGCCCAGACUACCCAGAACGAGUUUGAAACAGUUCCAUUCCCCGAAGGUCUUCCUAUCAUUGACCUCCCGCGAGUAUCUCUCAAAGGUCUGCUUGAAAACGACGAGGACGAAAGCCGUAAGGUAUUCGAAAUAUCCAUCAAAACCGGCUUCUUCUAUCUCGACUUGACAGAUCACCCAAUUGGCCAGAAGCUCCUGCAGGAAGGCAACGAGGUGUGUCGAAUUGGGCAAGAGGUGCUCCCUAAUCUCUCGAUGGAGGAGAAGCUUGCUUACAAGGCCCGCGAUAGGUCGGGGGUAUUCGAUAUGGGAUACAAAUGCCCGAGCGUCGGGAAAAAUGGACAGCCAAAGUUUAGCGAAGCCUUCAAUAUCCCCUUCUACGAGUUACUCGUCGACAAGGAAUCUGGAUUCCAGCUGCCGCAAUGGCUAGCGAAUUACAAAGAACUCUUUGGCUCCAUUAUGGAGACGGGGAACUCUAUCUGUCACAUUCUUCUUGGAAUUCUCGAGACGAAGCUUCAAGUAGAACCAGGUUCUCUCUCGUCUCUUCAUAAGAUCAUCGAACCAUCCAAUGAUUUCCUCCGUGUUCUGAGGUAUCCGGCUCCCGAGCCAGGCGAUGAUCCUCGCCAAUUCAAUUUUCCGCCACACCGGGACUCUGUCAGUAUCGCCAUGCUCUUCACAUGGGUUGCCGGUCUCCAAAUACUUGAACCAGGCUAUGAUAUUAAUACUGCUAUGAAGGGUGACGAAAGUGGCUGGCGCUGGGUAAAGCCAGUUGCAGGACAUGUCAUUGUCAAUCUCGGAGACGCACUUGCUAUACUUACCAAUGAACACUUGAAGUCUGGGUUUCACCGCGUCGUAAGCCCUCCCAAAGAGCAAGCUCAUCUCGAUAAAUACAGUGUUCUUCUGGGAUAUCGGCCCGCCCUCACUACUUUGAUGCGUCCACUACCCAGUCCGGUUAUACCGCCACUGACGGCGGAAGAAGCAAAGCUGCCCAUCUUGACAUGUGAGGAGUGGGGGGCUCAGAGAGUUCAGAAGGUAUACCAAGUGUUGGAAAACCGUUAGGUGUAUACAUAAAUAGC